This is a messenger RNA of Glycine soja, 736 nucleotides long. Its product is annotated as umecyanin-like. The coding region runs from base 104 to 379 and encodes 91 amino acids. The record is from RefSeq and is a predicted model, not a curated record. NCBI's taxonomy places the organism in Eukaryota, Viridiplantae, Streptophyta, Magnoliopsida, Fabales, Fabaceae. Gene Ontology annotation, molecular function: electron transfer activity. The transcript is spliced from 2 exons. Gene Ontology annotation, cellular component: plasma membrane.
CCCACCACAAUCUCAUAAUACACAAUAUACUAUCCUCUUGAACUAGAGUUCAACAUCAAAGAACAAAGUUCCAACGAGGAGACGACCUAAAAACACACAAAAAAUGGCAAGGAACGUGGGUUUAAAUAUGAUAGGAUACUCCACCAUUGCAAUGGUUUUCAUAAUUGGUGUAACUAAAGCAACAGAAUAUAUGGUUGGUGACAACUUCGGAUGGAACGUUCCCUCCUAUGAGAGCUUCUAUAUGGACUGGGCUAGAACCAAGAGAUUCCAUGUUGGUGACAAACUCAUGUACAUGGAUCAGUUUUCAGCUGGAGCGGAGAGCAUUCGUUGGGAAUUAGGAAAGACGAUAUUUAUUACGAGAAUUGCAGCACCAGCUUAGAAGGUGGUCUCACGUACAUAUUUAAUGGUGCAACGAUAAAUUAUACUAUUGUUUCUACACCUGGGCCUGUCUAUUUCAUCUGCACAGUUGACGAUCACUGUGAAAGAGGCCAGAAGUUUAGAAUCAAUGUGUCUGCUGCUCCUGCACUAUCGUUUGGAAUCUUAUCUGCAUUUCUCUCUAGCUUGGCUGUGUAUUUCUGCUUCACCGUUACCAGUUAGUUACUUUGACGUGUAACUUGGAAGGUUACCAGAGCAUAUUCUUCCUAAUCUGUGAACACUCACUAUACAUCUUCCAGGCUUGUUGGGUUGUUUAUGAUUCAAUAAAGGAUAAAAUAUAUUUUUAGUUUUUAUAUUUUUA